Trichoplusia ni (cabbage looper) is the source of this 687-nucleotide messenger RNA. RefSeq lists its product as uncharacterized. The record is from RefSeq and is a predicted model, not a curated record. The transcript has 2 exons. Gene Ontology annotation, molecular function: serine-type endopeptidase activity. The coding region runs from base 257 to 607 and encodes 116 amino acids. Lineage: Eukaryota; Metazoa; Arthropoda; Insecta; Lepidoptera; Noctuidae. Gene Ontology annotation, biological process: proteolysis.
AUUGUUUUAAUGUACUAAACAUGUGUUAUCAUUUUUACCAAAUUAUUCUAAAUAAUUGUUGCCUUUAUCAUGUACGUGAAAUCAACAAAAGGAGUCCUUAACAAAAAUUGACCUACACCAGGUAUUCCAACCUAAAAAGGAUGUAAGCAAAGUGAGUCUUCAGUUAUCCUAUACGUUUUGUACUACACUUUCAGCCGCUCCCAAAGAAUCCCAAAGGAUUAUUGGAGGGUCUGUCACCGACAUUAGAUAGUACCCCAUGAUGGCCGCACUUCUGUUCUCUUCUACCAACUCUGGUCACAGGCAGUCCUGCGGGGGCUCCAUCCUUAACAACCGAGCCGUCCUUACUGCCGCUCACUGCACCAUUGGUGACCCAGUAAGCAGAGGGAUGGAAACGCUAACAGUGGUGGAGUUGUUCAUAACUCUCAACAAAUUAUCAACCACCCGAUCUACAACUCGAGGACUGUGGACAAUGACAUCGCCAUCAUUCGCAUCUCUGGAACAUUCUCCUACAACAACAACGUACGCGCUGCUUCUAUCGCCGGCUCCAACUACAACCUUGGAGACAACCAAGUCGUUUGGGCUACCGGAUGGGGGAGAACUUCUGUAAAGCUGUUUUUUUAUGAAAAUUAGUAAUCAUAAUUUAAGACCAAAGUCGUACCGUUUUCUUUAAUCGUCACUUAGGAAACU